GUUCGGCCGCUAGCACCGGGAUCAGUAUUGCCGAUUGGCCCCAAAUCUCAGCCCCGUACGGCCGCUUCCACGGGAUGGCGCUGAGACUGAUCUCGAGGCCUACUCGCCGCUGAUAGGCAUUCUCACCGCCGGUGAUUCCUCCUCUCCAUUUCAUCACCUUCCCGACCCUAGGUCUCCUCUGCCCUACUCCUUUUCUAGCCCUAAUCCCCACCGAACGGAUCCAGACCCGCCUGAUUCUCCACCAAGCUGGCGUAGGGUCCUCCCCGCUGGGGCAGGGCCGUGCACCGUGACGCCUGCCGCCGACGUCUCCGCGUGCGGCGCACCAUCCCGCCUCCGCCGCCACUCGGCUCCGUCUUCCCACGUCCACGCCUCAGCGCUCCAGGAAGGAAGCGGAGCAACCGCUGGCACGGCGUAGCAUCCACGCAGCCGCGGUGGCGUAGCAUCGACGCGCGGCGAGUUCGCUCCCCUCCCUCCCCCCGGCCGCCUAUAAAACUCGCUCGAAUCGCGAACCCGCCGACCCUCUCCGGCUCUCUCCCCCACCCCCGUCUUCUCCCAGGCUCCAGAAGCUUGUUUGGCCGUCUAGCCGCAGGACCCCCGAGGCUCAGAAGAUGGCCGGCGAGAGCAGCACCAGGCGCCCCCUCUUCGGCGGCGCCAUCUCCACCGCCUUACCCGCCCGGUUCCAGGAUGUGAGCAACACUCGCGAGGUCCCCGACCACCAGGAAGUUGUCGUCGACCCCGCCCGUGACGAGAGCCUCAUCUUCGAGCUGCUCGACCUCAAGGGCGAGGUGGAGGACGGCGGCAGCGCGCUCUGGUUCCUGCGCGACGUCGCCAACGAGCAAGAUGCGGGGGAUAACUUGGUGGUCGAGCACUCUGGUACAGUUGAGUUGGCUGGUCUGCGUUCCGGGGAAGCACCUGCAGUGGCUGGAACUGCAAUUGGCAAGCUGGCUGUUUCAAAAGGGAGGCAAGGCAGAGAAGCACAGAACAUUGUUCGGCUGUACUUAGCAAACAUACGUCUCAAGGAUGCAGCAACUGAUGUAGUUAUCACCGCAUAUGAGCCGCUGUUGAUAAAUCCUUUGAGUGAAAGUGCUCAGGCCGUUGCAGCUGGACCAGCAGUGCCCGCAGAACAGGCAGGAUGCUUGCCAAUGUCUGAGGUCUUCAGACUCGCAGUCAUGAACUUCGAUGUCCAUGAUUGGAACCUUUUCAAUGGCAGCGGUUGAAGUAGAGAGGGUAUGACAUCUCAAUGCUAGAGUGGUUCUAAAAAAGUGUUCUGCAAGAGUGUUUGGGGAAUGUACUUUCCUUGAGAGAAACUGGUAUCUGAAUUGUCCUUUAGAGUAGCUUUUUUUUGUUGCUGAAAAUGCUAUCACUUGGCAUAUGUAGUGUCAUCCAAAGAACCCUAGUCGAAGUUCAAUAUAUCAUGUUAGCUUCUACUAGAAAUUACUUGAAUUGAAUGAAGUACUUGCUAUUUCA
Messenger RNA from Triticum dicoccoides, 1467 nucleotides. Its product is annotated as ran guanine nucleotide release factor-like. Gene Ontology annotation, molecular function: guanyl-nucleotide exchange factor activity; small GTPase binding. Lineage: Eukaryota; Viridiplantae; Streptophyta; Magnoliopsida; Poales; Poaceae. The record is from RefSeq and is a predicted model, not a curated record. Gene Ontology annotation, biological process: protein import into nucleus. Bases 609 to 1217 code for a protein of 202 amino acids. The transcript has 8 exons. Gene Ontology annotation, cellular component: nucleus.